Penicillium bovifimosum is the source of this 2109-nucleotide messenger RNA. RefSeq lists its product as uncharacterized. Gene Ontology annotation, biological process: regulation of translation. Gene Ontology annotation, molecular function: mRNA binding. The record is from RefSeq and is a predicted model, not a curated record. Lineage: Eukaryota; Fungi; Ascomycota; Eurotiomycetes; Eurotiales; Aspergillaceae. The transcript is spliced from 2 exons. Gene Ontology annotation, cellular component: nucleolus. The coding region runs from base 1 to 2109 and encodes 702 amino acids.
AUGGCUGGACUAAAACGUCCCGUUGACGGCAGCGAGGAGCGCAAUGGCAAGCGAAGCAAGACGAAGGAAGUCUCCGCAUCGAAGAAGUCGAAAUCCGCCGCGCCCGUGAAGAAGUCAAGCUCUUCUAAGAAAGACUCCAAGAAAGACUCAAAAUCCAGCAAGAGCGACACGAAGCCCUCGAAGAAGGUUCAGAAGGAAGAGUCCUCGGACGACGAUGACUUUGACAUUGACGAUGUGUCGGACGAAGACAUUGAUGCGCUUGAUGCCCUUUCAGAUGAAGAUGCCGAGAUGGAGGAUGUGAGCGAGGAGGAAGUCAAGCCCCAAUCAGACAAGUCCUCUGCUACGACCGGAAAGAGACAGGCUCUGGGAGAUCAGACAGAGGCUCUGAAGACCCAUAACAACAACAACUCUCGCGAAUCCCACAUCAAGCAGAAAGCGCUCCAGCAGGAGCGCAAGGCCGCGAAACCCAAUGCUGACACCGUUGCCCGCUCCAAGAAGUUGUGGGAGCAGUUGCGCCGCAAGUCCCAUGUGCCUUUGGAGCAGAGAAAGAAGCUCGUCAAGGAGCUGUUCGAGAUCAUCACCAAUCGGGUCCGUGACUUUGUGUUCAAGCACGACUCGGUGCGCGUUAUUCAAACUGCUCUGAAGUAUGGAAACCUGGAGCAGCGCAAGCUGAUUGCGCACGAGCUGAAGGGCACUUACAAGGAGCUGGCGCAGAGCCGAUAUGCCAAGUUCCUGGUCGGAAAGCUGAUUGUCCACGGUGAUGACGAGACCCGUGAUUUGAUUAUUCCGGAAUUCUACGGCCAUGUCAGACGUCUCAUUCGUCACCCUGAGGGUUCUUGGAUUCUCGACGAUAUCUACCGCACGGUGGCGACCAGGGCACAGAAGGACAGACUCCUUCGCGAGUGGUAUGGCCCGGAGUUCAUCAUUUUCCAGGAUGAGAACGAGACCACCUCAGACCUUUCCAAGAUCAUCGAAGCUCACCCCGAAAAGCGUGGGCCUAUCAUGAACUACUUGCGCGAGCUGAUCAACCAGCUGGUGCAGAAGAAGAGCACUGCGUUCACCAUGCUCCACGAUGCCAUGUUGCAAUAUUUCCUUAACACCAAACCCGGUAGCAAUGAAGCGAACGAGUUUAUCGAGCUGCUCAAGGGCGACGAAGAGGGUGAUCUCGUCAAGAACUUGGCUUUCACCAGUUCUGGCUCCCGUUUGAUGUGCCUGACCUUUGCAUACUCUAACGCUAAAGACCGCAAACUGCUUCUACGAUUCUACCGCGACACUGUCAAGGUCAUGGCUGGCGAUCUCAACGCCCACCAGGUCAUCCUUGCCGCAUACGAGGUUAUUGACGAUACGAAACUGAGUGCCAAGUCCUUCUUCCCCGAGCUCCUAAACCAGAAUGAAAGCGAAGAUGCCCGAAAUGACGAACUCAUUGCCCAAGUCAAUGACUUGACUGCCCGUAUUGCCGUCCUAUACCCCUUUGCCGGUGAGCGCGUCAAGUGGCUCCUACCCGAGGUGGACCAGAAGGUUCUCGAGGAAGUCCGCGAGAUCCGCAAGGAGACCUCCAAGAAGGAGCCGGCCAUGCGCCGCCUGGAACUCGUCAAGGCUGCGUCGCCGACACUGCUUGAGUUCAUCGCUGCCCGCGCCUCCACCCUCCUGGAGACCACUUUUGGCUGCCAAUUCCUCUCCGAGGUGCUGUUCGAAGCCGACGGUGACAAGACUGCAGCUCUCGCAGCUGUCGCCGAGGCUGCCAAGUCGCAGACCGAAGCCCGGAACACCGCACAUGCGGGACGUCUUCUCAAGUCGCUUGUACAAGGCGGACGGUUCAACCCGGCCACGAAGAGCGUUGAGAAGGUGGAGCCGGCGUUGGACUUCCACAAUGUGCUGUACGAGCAGAUCCAGGAUGAGGUCAUGGACUGGGCGACGGGGGCCAACCCCUUCGUGAUUGUCGCAUUGGCCGAAUCGGAGGACUUUGAGAAGAAGAGUGAGCUGCUCAAGACUCUGAAGAAGAACAAGAAGGCGCUGGAGCAGGCCUCUGCGUCGGGCGAGGAGAAGGAUGGAAAGAAGAAGCCCAGCCCGACUGCCAGUGGUGCUAAAUUGUUGCUUUCAAAGAUCUAG